ACAAAAAAUAAUAAUACGAAUGAACACGCAUGUAAAGUUACCUCUGUUCAAGAUUAUUUUAGAUUUUGUCUGAAAUAUUUCCUGUCACGUGACAAUAUUGUCAGCUGUGCGGAAAAAAGGGCAAAGAGGGCGAUAUUCAGUGUGUAUGUUGUAAAUAAGGCUGGGGGAUUAAUUUACCAGUAUGACAAUUAUGUACCGAGAGCAGAAGCAGAGAAAACAUUCAGCUAUCCUUUAGAUUUAGUGUUAAAGAUCCACGAUGAGAAAGUUGUUGUAUCAUUUGGUCAACGCGAUGGAAUCCGAGUGGGCCAUGCUUUACUGUCCAUCAAUGGAGUGGAUGUCAACGGCAAGUUCACGGCGGAUGGGAAGGAGAUCAUCGAAUACUUGAAAGACUCAACAAACUAUCCGGUGUCCAUACGUUUCGGAAGGGCUCGCUUGAGUUCAAAUGAAAAACUGAUGCUGGCUUCAAUGUUUCAUUCGUUGUUUGCUAUUGGUUCACAGCUGUCCCCUGAAGUUGGCAGUUCAGGAAUUGAGAUGCUGGAGACAGAUAUGUUCAAACUGCACUGCUUUCAGACACUCACUGGUAUAAAGUUCAUUGUGCUGGCAGACCCCCGGCAGUCUGGCAUUGACGCACUCCUCAGGAAGAUUUACGAGAUCUAUUCAGACUUCGCCCUCAAGAACCCCUUCUACUCUCUGGAGAUGCCUAUCAGGUGUGAACUCUUUGAUCAGAAUUUGAAGGGUGCAUUGGAGAUAGCAGAGAAAGCUGGUAACUUUGGACCUGGAUCUUGAGCAGAAAAAACCCUGAAAAAUGUGUACGAAGGCAAAUCCAGAGUAUCCAUUGCUCCAGUUCCUUUUCUUAUUUUUUUUGCCAAUCCAUUGAAUUGUUUGUUGUGACUGGGAAGCUAUAGUACACUGCAUAUGGGUCAACAUGUCUCCAAGCAGUGCUGAUAUUUCCGAACUAAUGUUGAAUAACUUGUAUAUGAGAAGGAUAUGCUAUACUGGGAUACAAUGUAAAUACUGAAUGUUUUGUUUUUGUAUAUACUUUAAGAAUAAACACCACGAUGUAACAUUUA
Salvelinus sp. IW2-2015 is the source of this 1070-nucleotide messenger RNA. It is a transcript of the gene trappc4, whose product is annotated as trafficking protein particle complex subunit 4. Gene Ontology annotation, biological process: endoplasmic reticulum to Golgi vesicle-mediated transport. NCBI's taxonomy places the organism in Eukaryota, Metazoa, Chordata, Actinopteri, Salmoniformes, Salmonidae. Gene Ontology annotation, cellular component: TRAPP complex. The record is from RefSeq and is a predicted model, not a curated record.